CUGAUAAGAAACUGUUGAUAACACUUAAAAGAAUAGACAUUACGGUUCUGAAUUAUUGAUGAACAGUUUUAAAAUUGAGUUUGAAAAUUAGGAUAGUUAAUAUGAGUUUUGUGUUAAAAUAUUGCAGUUUGUUAAUGAACUUCCAAGGCCGUACGUUGGACGUCCCCCUCGAAUGACGUGAGUGACAGUGGCGCCCCUGGCGGCAGGAGCGGGAACAAAGCGACAGUAGAGUUCGGUCGCUCGGCGAAAAGUAGGGCCGAGCAAAAUAAAACGCGAUUUUACGAAAAUGGCCAACAAUUACAAGACUGUGCACAAAAGCAAACAAUUCCCAAUAGACCAGCUCGUCCGCGUCGGCAACUAUGAGCUGGAGAAGACUAUCGGAACGGGCAAUUUCGCCGUAGUGAAGCUCGCUACACAUGUUAUUACCAAAACUAAGGUAGCAAUAAAGAUAAUAGACAAAUCGCGUCUGGACGAGGACAACCUCCAGAAGACGUUCCGUGAGAUCGCCAUCAUGAAGCGGCUGCGACACCCGCACGUGGUGAGGCUGUACCAGGUGAUGGAGAGCGCCUCCACCAUCUACCUGGUCACGGAGUACGCGCCCAGCGGGGAGAUCUUCGACCACCUAGUCUCAAAGGGCCGUAUGCCGGAGCCCGAGGCCGCCCGAGCCUUCGCGCAGAUGGUGGCGGCCGUGGGCUACUGCCACGCCAACGGCAUAGUGCACCGAGACUUGAAGGCUGAGAACCUGCUGCUCGACAAACAUAUGAAUAUUAAGCUAGCAGACUUCGGCUUCAGCAACGAGUUCCGGGCGGGCGCGGCGCUGGCGACGUGGUGCGGGUCGCCGCCCUACGCCGCGCCCGAGCUGUUCGAGGGACGCCACUACGACGGACCCAAGGCCGACAUAUGGUCGCUGGGAGUGGUGCUAUACGUGCUGGUGUGCGGCGCGCUGCCGUUCGACGGCGGCACGCUGCACGAGCUGCGCGCCGCCGUGCUGGCCGGCAAGUUCCGGAUACCCUACUUCAUGUCUCAGGAGUGCGAGCACCUGAUCCGGCACAUGCUGGUGGUGGACCCGGAGCGGCGGCUGUCGCUGCGCGCCGUCGCCAGGCAUCGCUGGCUCGGGCAGCCCACUGCUGGGACACAUCUGGACCUAUCGACGGGCUCGUGCGGCUGCUCCCUGUGCCGGCGCCAGCUGCAGCCGCCCGCCGCGCUGCACGCCGCCGCGCUGCAGCACAUGCAGGCGCUGCCCGGCCUGCGCGCGCACCACGUGCUCGAGGCGGUGCAAGAGGAGAGGUUCGACCACAUAUCCGCGAUCUACCACCUGCUUGUAGACAAGUUAUUGCAGAGGAGCAGCGCAAGGAACAGCCUCACUAGUCAAGACUCAAUAGAAUCGACUACAUCGCAGCCCUUAGAUCUCACUAGUUGUAAGAAUGAAGACGAGGACAUGGAGGCGGAAGACUCGGACGAGCUGGUGUCUGUGCCCAGCGCGAGCGUGCACUACCUCACAGACAAGGAUACACUGGAGAAGUUCGGCGACGGCACAACACAACCUGUCCUAGUGGAGCCCCCUCCGGCCAACAGCGGCGAGCCGCACGCCGCGCGCCGACACACCGUGGGGCCCGGCGACUGCAGGCACACACAGGCCCUGGAGCUAUCCUGCGUGUCCCCGGGCCCCCCGGCCGCGCCGCUCGGCUCGGCCGCCUCCGCCGACGGACACACGGCGCCGUUGUACCUGCCCGCGCACUUCACCCAGCCAUCCCCCCACGUCUCUCUCCUGCCGCACACGAACCUGGCGGCGCGGCUGCCCGCCCUACAACACCAGCCCGCCAGGAACUUCAGCGUCAAGGACCAGCACCUGCUCAAGCCGCCGCACGCCAUGCAGACGCACGCGUCAACAUUCGGUCGUCGCGCGUCGGACGGCGGCGCGCACGUCCCGCGCGGCCGCGACGCCGCCUGCUGCCGCUCCGCGCCGCCGCCGCACACGUCGGAGGGCGGCGCGGCGGCGGCGGAGGAGGCGGAGGGCGAGGGGGGGGACGCCGCCUACAACAACAACCUGUGCAGAUACAUGUCGCACGGCGGGCGCGGCGCGUCGGUGCGACACACCAUCACUAUGGGAGAGGAUAGACAGGACGAUAUGGCCAGUACCUCCCCGUCAUCAUCGUCCAACAUGCGAGUGAGGAGGACGGGGCUGUUGACCGUCACAGAGCGCCCGCCCGUCAUAAGUCCAGAGCUGGUGAUGGAAGUGGAGGCUCGCAUGAAGCGCAACUACCUGCCGCCCUCCAUCCAGGGCGGGUUCCCGCCCAGCCCGCCCGCCCCCGGCCCGGCGCCCAACUCGCCGCAACAGAAGAACCAGCUCAAACCGGUCCUAGAGACGAUACCCCAAGGAAUGGUGCCGUUGGUACCGGUUGGGCAGAAAGGGUCGGUAAUGGCCGUCUCACCGUUCACCCCGCCGGCGUCGUCGUAUUCACCCACACAUGGCACGGUCAUGGGACAGACCGCCAGCCAGGGAUCGAUUACUAGUGGGACGCCCUUCAACUUCGGAUCCAUAACUAGUGGGACCCCCAUGCAUAAAUCGCAAGGAUCCAUGUAUGAAGCGCCCGUCAAUAAUAAUUAUAUCGGCAAUUUUGGGUCGAUUACUUCAGGGACGCCCGUGAAUCAGAGUUAUGUUCCUCCGAAUAAUAACUACCAAGCGGACAGCACGAGAAGCACGGGGUCGAUAGUCUGUGGCACCCCCAACCUCAUGCAGAACCAACAAGCGCUAGCGACACAGAAUAUAGCGCCGUUGUUGAUCGGAACACAGAACAUAUCCAUAAUGGGAGGCACGCCAAACGUCAUGCAGAGGCGAAAGGGUUCCAUAGUCAGCGGAACCCCGAACUUUAGUCAGACGGAGUACGGAACCCAAAACGCGUCCAUGGGGCCUCCAAAUGUCGUGCCAAUGCAGACAAGUCCGAGCAUAGGGGGUCAGAACAUACAGUCAAUAUUCGGAACUAACAACCCAUUAAUCCAACAAAUGACGAAUUUCGGGAUCAAUAACAACUACCAACCCACGAACCAGUCGGCGGGGUCGAUAAUGUCGGGCACCCCGGUGGCGCAGUUUAACCAGGGGUCGAACCUGGGACCCGGGGCGCCGCCGGGGCAGGUGUACAGCGGGGCAGCGAAGCAGAGGAAAUACUCCGGGCCACAGAGGCUGAAGCUGCAGAUGUUGGCGACUGUACAGGAAAUGGCGCGCGAGCACACGGAGCGCUACUCGCCGGUGCGGCGCGCCAGCGAGUGCUCCCCCCCGCGCGCCCCCGCGCCCCCCGCCCCGGACUCGCUGCUGGCGGGCGCGCGGCUCGAGUACCGCCAGCUGCAGCGCGGGCUGGAGCGGCGCAGCGCGUCGCACGGCGAGCCGCCGCAGCACACCGUGUCCAUGCCGGGGUCGCCGUGCCACGCGGCGCCGCACGAGCUGUCGCGCGGCGUGCCCCGCGACCUGUCCGCCCGGCAGCUCACACAGGAGCAAGCGUCGCGGCUGGGAGCGGAGUCCGACCUGCGCGGCCCCUCGCCGCGCCCCGACGACUCACUCACAGGCUCGAUAACCCGCGGCACCCCCGCGCACGGCGCGUCCCCCCUCGACCUGCGGCACGAGGACCCCGCGCCCCCCGCGCACCCCCCCGCGCACCCCCUCACACACCCACAGCUCACGCUGGUCGCCCAUCGCUCGCUCAACAACAGCCCCAUAUCGAACCCCGGGUCCCCGCUCGACAUGAUACAAGAGGAAAUCGGCAAUGGAAGCCAUAAUCUUGAUAAGUAUCCGCAGUUUUUGAACCCUCAGAAUCAUCCGCAGAUUAGUCUCACAGACUGUUUGGGGUCAGAGAUUACGCUGGUGGCGUCCAGUAGUGAGGAUUCGAUGGAUAGUCUGGAGAAUAACUCGAAGUACAUGUUGCCGCAGUUUGUGAUAUCGGAGCCGUCGGAUUUAGAGCAUCGGCCGUCGAUCACUAAAGGCAUUGGUAGGAAGGUGAGUCAGGAGACUGAGGUGCAGACUCCAGUGGAAUUAAUACAAGAUGGGGACUCGGAAAUGCCGUCGCCUAAGGAAAGUGUGGAUGAGACGAAUAGGUUCUUGACGCAGAUAGACGAGUUGAAGUACCCGAGACGUGGCAGCGAUAAGAGUCUCGGCUUCAGUGAUGAUUCUUUGAGCAAUGACAGCGCAAAUGUAUCACCGAACUUCGAGCAGAACAUACAAUCUAUUUACUCGAAUAUCGUAUCGAUAAGUUCGGGCUUCAGCGAGAAUCGCGGCAGCUUCAGCGAGCACCGAGAAUCUUUCUCAUUCUCGGACAGAGGAAGCUUUUCCGAACGCGGAGAUUUUGGCCGAUCUUCGUUCUCAGAGCGGAGCGAUUUAGGCCGAAGUAGCUUCUCCGAAAGAGGGGAGACUCCUCGGUCCAGCUUCUCCGCUCAGGGGGUUUUGGGCGAAGUCAAGGAGUAUUAUGAAGAUGUGUACAUGUCUCGAGACAGCAGCCGCCACUGCCUCGAGAAGUGUGAUGAAGAAAGUCCACCAGAAGUGGAAGAGAUUGAGAAACUACAGAGAUCCACCAUGGAUCUGCGACUAACGGACGUCUGUAGACCAGAGGAGAGAAGAAUCCCCAUACUACUAAGUCCUCAGAAGGUAUCUGUCGCAGCGGAGUACUACGAAGUGGCGUUGUCGGCCGUCUGCUCGCAACUAGACUCGCAGCGAAUAGUGGAACUCUUAAAAGAGGCUAUAACAGCUUCCAUGGUGCCUCCGCAAAACAUCUUUGUUGACGAGAAAGACGCUGUCAAGACGAAUAGCAAAGAAGCGUUGACCGGGUUUUUGAACCUGGAGUAUUCUGGCGGGAUACAGAUAGAAGUGGCGGUCUGCGAAAAUAAGGCGAAAGAGAAGAAAGGUUUAAAGAUGAGACGGAUAUCAGGAGAUCAGCACGAGUGUGGGAAGCUAUGUCAACAGCUUAUACAAAGCCUGACCGUGCGGUAGAAAACACCCUAAACUUUUAUAGGAAAGUAUCGAAUAAAGUACGCUAUAGGUUCACCAUACAGAGUCCUUAGAACCCUCGUGGUAUGUGAAGUCGUAAUGACGUAGGACACCUUAUGGUGAAUGGUCUAUAGUAAAAGUCUCGUGAGUUGCUAAUACGCUUGUGAUAUGCGAUUUAAGCCGUACAAACGUCGUCAAUACAAGUAAGUAAUGAUGAUUAUUGUUUGACAAUGGCAGCGAGGCGGAAUAGCAUUUUACGGGGCUUAACAAUGUGUCGCUGACAAGAAGCAGACAGGGUCUGACAGUUUAAUGACAGAUGCUGUCAGCUUGAAGGUGAUCGCGAUAAAAGGAAUAUUAGACAGAAUUUAUUGCUGAGAUAGGAUAGCGUGGUGAAGUUGUCAUGAGGUUUGACCUAAAGUUAGGUCGCCUAGCACUGUCGAAUUUGACAUUAUUGUUUCGUACUGAUAUGACGUAAAAGUGAGAUGAGAUGGUUCAGAAAGAAGCUUCAACACAAAUAUGGGCAAAUGAUUAAAUAUGUUCAGUUUUGAAUCACUCCUGAAUAUUCUAUAUUUUACCGAGAUGUAAAAGAUCAAUUUGAUAGUCAAAUUAAGGGAUAGAAUUUCUUUUAAAAUACCUACUUGAGUAUUUAUGUUGAUAGUAACUUUAAUUUGUGAUCUCAUACAUUCAAGCGAGGGCCGGGAGGGUGUUUCCAUGGGAGAGAACGAACGUGAAAAACGUAAAUAUAAAAUCGGUGAUAAAGUGCAAUAUACGUAUUUUAAAUUUAGACUUGAAUGUUUUGAAAAAUUUAUAAAUUUUAUAAUUCUUUUUGGUUUUCUAAGUUGACUUCCUGUGUGCAUUCCAUUUUUAGAUAUUAUUGUUUUCUUUUUCAUGUUUUUGUAUUUUAUUUAAAAUAUAUAUAAUUUGUUUUUUAGAUGAUUGAGGGUAAAUGCGUCAAUUCUAUGAAAAAACUUCUUAUGUGUGUUGUGUGCCUACACCAGCCUUUUGUUAAAUGUAUUGUUAUAUAAUUUCUUUUCUAUUAUUUUAUUAUAUUUUGUAAAUUUUCCACUGUGAGAACAAAAACUAUAUCACUAGAUAUCAGUAAGAACGUAACAAUUCUCUAAGCAUAAUAUAUUAUAAAUAAUUAUCUUUGUAUAUAGACUUAAAAUGAAAACUGCACAUAAAUUGUAUAAUUAUGUUGUGUAUAUGCGAGUUAAAAAAAUUAUAUAUACUACUUGUUCCUCUAUUUUAAGUAAAUAUGAAAUUCCAAUCCUUAUCAUUAUUAUUCCAAAAAUACGUCCCUUUAGUUCAACACGCUUUCACAUGGCCGUGUUUCUAGGGACCACUCUAUGAGUACACGACCGAACGAACAAGAACUGUCACGCAAUCGAGUCUGCAGGUCUAGUACAGGAUUCAUAGUUUGUCGAAAACUAUAAAAGUUUACGUUUUGUCGCAUACUAAGUGGCGCCUCUAGCGGAAACUAUCAUGAAACUUUUGACACAUAAUGUAUGCAGAUGACAGGAGAAAACGUAAACUUUUUUCGUUUUCAUAAAUAGCAAAACCCGUGCUAGAGGGUCUGCAGUUUUGCUUUUCCGAAGCUGCGGAGCGCUGCGCUAACCACGACUCUAGUCUCGUUGUAUUAAGCUUGCCGAUUGCCUGAUAAUCCUUGUUCGUCCGGUCGUCGAUGGAGUAACCCCUAGAGCGAGACGGCUACACUUGUGGAUGAAUCAAUGUGCAUUUUGUAUAUAGACUUGUAUGUAAGCGUAGUUUUGUCAACACAAUGUGUUGUUCAAUUUUCCCCUUUAUAUUAUAGUUGAUAGGGUAGAUAGUCUUUCGCCAUAAGUUUGAUCUAGAGCCAUGUUAUCAAGUUUUAAAUAUUCUGUAAAUAAUAUUUUAAUAAAUAAUUCAAAUUCCAAUAUGUUA
Messenger RNA from Plutella xylostella (diamondback moth), 6892 nucleotides. NCBI's taxonomy places the organism in Eukaryota, Metazoa, Arthropoda, Insecta, Lepidoptera, Plutellidae. The record is from RefSeq and is a predicted model, not a curated record.